This is a messenger RNA of Vitrella brassicaformis, 2661 nucleotides long. The record is from the annotation of a GenBank genome assembly. Lineage: Eukaryota; Vitrellaceae.
CGGUGGACCUCAGCCAGGCGAGAUGGAUCUGCAUCUCUACCUGGACCCAUUGUUCCUCGGUUUUGGCGCUGAUGUCUGUGUGGUCGAUGCGACGUUUGGUGGUGAAUCUGGCGCUUCGGAGUGUUCGGCCCUUCGGUUCCUGCCCUUGGCUAUGUCGCCCUGCCCGUCCACCGAGGAUGUGACGCGCAGCUUCUCUGCCGCCAGUGCCGCCAUCCGUGAUCUGCAGCGGGAGGGCAUCUCCACUGUGCGGUUCGUCACAUUCGGAUACAUAACCGGCUCUGGGAGCCCGCACCUCUACCUGCUCGAUGAAGGCGUCCUCGUCAUUCCCACGGUUUUUUGUGCGCUCAUCUCGGCUCUGGAAACCGCUAUGACCAAGACAUUCAGCGGGAUGCCGCUGGCCGUGCUGCGAGACCACCUUCUGGACUUUUCGAGUCUCGCCGCUUCGCCACUCGAGCGCACCCGGUGGUCCCGGUUUGUGCGCCACGCGACGGGCAGCCACCUGGUACCCUCGGUGGACGAGAAAUGGGUUGGCGAGUGGGUGCGGCAGGCUCUGUGGGCACGGCAAUCCGUCCUCGCGACAGCCCUUGACGCGAAGGCCGACCAGGACAUGGCCAAACUCAAGGUCAGCCAUGCAUCGAGUAGAGGAGCACGGCAAGGGCAUUGCUGAUGGGUCACAUGUGUUGUGCAGAGCAGGGGCAAGGCCAUCGACAAGGGUGUGCUGGUGAAGCAGCAGCUGGGCCGACUGGAGAGGGACGCCGUGGCUGAGUUCAUGCGGGUGGUCGACAGCUUCAAGACGGCCGAGCCCAAGCCCAUCGACCAGCUUCUCAACACCCUCACCGGCCGUCCAUUGGGUGCCUACACCAUACACACACACAUGCACACAACAAGGGCAUCUGUUGGCUUCUGUCCCGUCAGCUGAUGCGCGUCUGCCGUCUGUCGACGACCCAGAGACUGCCAGGGAGAAGGAGGAGGCGGUGCUCGAUAGGCUGGCUGAAGAGAGGCGGCAGGCCAACGACCUCACCGAGACUGUCAAGCGGCUGAGGGACUUCGAGAGAUCCAUCAAGAACGCACUCGCCAUCAAUGUGGGCUGCAUAACUAUGCCGGCAGACUGGCGGGGCGAUUGAUGUCUGGUAUGUGUGUGUGUUUGUGGUGUGCGGCUUUGCAGGACACUGCCAAUCUCUUGGCCACGGUGUAUCAGCUCGACAUGCACUUGACGAUGCACGUCGACUACACCCAUUGGGCCAAGCUGCUCAAGGUCAGCCUGCAAACCUGCACGCACACAAGUGGCCUUUGAUCUCUGUCUGCGUGUGUCGUGUGGCGUCAGGAGACCACUGACCUCUGGAGGACCAUUUGCUUCAAAGUUAAGCCGAGCCCGGACAAACAGGUGAGCCGAAUGGGAGAGUGACGCCCAUCGGCAGCCAGCGUGUGCGCAUGUCUGUUCGAUCAGGUGAAGGCAGAGUGCGCCAAAUUUUUAUCAAACAUGACGGAGGGCUUCCUGUGCGCGCAAAAGGUCGCCAACAGCCCCAAACCAAAGGCAAGAGAACUGCACAGCCCGACACAUACACACACGGAGGGAGGGAGGGAGGGAGGGAGGGGAACCGUCUUCCCAUUUGUCUCGUUCAUCCUGUUGGUUGUGUCAGCGGCCGAAGGUGUUCUUUGACCUUAAGGUUCACACAAGCAGCAGGUCGAAGCGCAUCGUCAUCGAUCUCUUCCCCGACGUCAACCCCAAGGCGGCCGAGAACUUCAGGUGAAAUCAACGAGUGAGCCAAAUGCAGCCAACAACGAUUGCUGGCUUGAUUCGUUCAUGUGUCAGGUGCUUCUGCACGGGCGAGAAGGGCAACGGCACCUCAGGAUACCCGCUCCGCUACAGAGGUACACCACACCACACCACACUACACCACACACCAGAGGGGAGACGGUGUGUGCAGGCAGCCAUGGACGCUUUAAAAAUUCCUUUUGUCUGAUUGAUGCCAUCCGUCCAUGCAGGCAGCGCCAUACCUUACGCCGUCAAAGGCUGCGACUUGAUCGGCGGCUACCUGCCCGACGGCGACAGCUUGACAUCGAUGACCGAGAGCACCUACGGCGCCAACCACAGCAAGUGGGACCACAAUCGCUCCCUCAUCGCCGCCAGACGGGCGGGCAUGGUGCUGCUCAUGGACGAAGCCGCCAGCCAGAAAAGAGGCAUCCAGAACUACAGAGAGCACGGUAUGGUCCGUCGGGUCGGCGGGCGGCCGCAUCAUAUCCACGUGUUUCAGCCAGCGACUUGCAAUCGAUGAGUUGUGUGUGUGGUUUCCUUCCUGUCUGUCUGCUUGUCUGUCAACAAACAGGCGGCCGUUUCAUGAUAACGGUGGCGUCGGCCAACUCAGCGCAGCAUUGUGAGACUGCGGUUGGGUUCAUCCCCGACCUGAAGGACGUCAGCUUCCUGCAGGCCGUCUCGCUCAUGACCGACUUCCGACAACCUCAGCCCGCACCCACGCAGUUCACCCUCGGCGACCUGGCGUAUGGGCCGCAGAUUGAGCUGCAGCCUCUCAUCGUGCCGGUCAUCAUCCAGGACUGCGGGCAGCUUCCUGAUCAGGACGACUGACGGAUGGAUCGAUGGACAGAUUGGCGCAUUUAGGUCGAGUCGCUUUUUUGGCGGCGUUUGUCUAAGUAUGGUGACGG